AUGGAGUCACAGCCACACCAACAGAAGCAGAAGAAGCCCCAUCACCCACACCAUGUGCUUCCUAAGCACGAGACGGGUUAUACUGAUGAGGCUGCCGAAGAAUGUCACGACCUGAUUGACCGGGCCGAGGAGGAAGCACAUCUCCACGAGCCUGGCUCGAUGUACUCGACAGGGGCCAUGUAUGCAAAUGAGAGCAUUCCGCAUGUGGCCACUAGUUCCAAGAGCACUGGCAUGCAAAGCACAGCAAGAGAGGCAGCCGCAAAAAUGGAGAAAAAGGGACAACAGCUCAAAGAAACAGUUGCUGAGAAGAUGGGACAGAUGAAAGAGACGAUGAAUAUCAAGAAGUAA
Thermochaetoides thermophila DSM 1495 is the source of this 348-nucleotide messenger RNA. RefSeq lists its product as uncharacterized. The transcript has 2 exons. The record is from RefSeq and is a predicted model, not a curated record. Bases 1 to 348 code for a protein of 115 amino acids. Lineage: Eukaryota; Fungi; Ascomycota; Sordariomycetes; Sordariales; Chaetomiaceae.